AUCACAAACAUACUGGCACAGACAGGUACUGGUUUAUCCUUCACUAUGGCCACAGACCACCAGAACCCUGCAUCCAAGCAGCAGCAGCCAGGCACCAGUGCAUUUAAACUGGUUAUCUAUGAGCAGGAGAACUUCCAGGGACGCUGCCAUGAGCUGACUGGUCCCUGCAACAACCUCCAGGAGGCAGGCGUGGAGAAAGUGGGCUCUAUACUGGUGCUGUGUGGACCGUGGGUGGGGUAUGAGCAGGCGAGCUGUAAGGGAGAGCAGUAUGUGUUUGAGAAGGGCGAGUAUCCUCGGUGGGAUUCCUGGACCAACAGCCGGCGCAGUGACACCCUCACCGCAUUUCGCCCGAUUAAAGUUGACAGCCAGGAGCACAAGAUUGUGCUUUAUGAAAACCCCAGUUUUGCAGGAAAGAAGAUAGAAAUCAUCGACGAUGAUGUGCCCAGCUUCCACGCUCACGGUUAUCAGGAGAAGGUGUCGUCUGUGCGGGUGCAGAGCGGAACCUGGGUGGGUUAUCAGUACCCAGGCUACAGAGGAUACCAGUACCUGUUUGAGAAGGGCGAGUACAAGGACAACACUGAGUUUGGAGCCCAGAUCCCUCAAAUCCAGUCAGUCCGCCGCAUCCGGGACAUGCAGUGGCACCAGAGGGGUGCAUUUAAUUAAACGCUUGUUCUCAACUCAACCCUGACCUCUGCAGACCUGCAAUCUUUACAGCCUGCCCCAUCCUCACUGAACUGCAUUUUGAUAGCCUACCUGUUGCAGUUGUUACAGUAGUGACACCCUUACUAACUAAUAAAUCCUUGUUGAUUACA
Messenger RNA from Periophthalmus magnuspinnatus, 812 nucleotides. It is a transcript of the gene crybb2, whose product is annotated as crystallin, beta B2. Gene Ontology annotation, molecular function: structural constituent of eye lens. The record is from RefSeq and is a predicted model, not a curated record. Bases 46 to 663 code for a protein of 205 amino acids. The transcript has 6 exons. Lineage: Eukaryota; Metazoa; Chordata; Actinopteri; Gobiiformes; Gobiidae. Gene Ontology annotation, biological process: lens development in camera-type eye; visual perception.